Molecule: messenger RNA, 827 nt
Organism: Columba livia (rock pigeon)
Lineage: Eukaryota; Metazoa; Chordata; Aves; Columbiformes; Columbidae
Product: protein CutA-like
Exons: 7
Coding region: 444-812 (122 amino acids)
Biological process (GO): response to metal ion
Molecular function (GO): copper ion binding
Source: RefSeq, a predicted model, not a curated record
ACAGCUGGGCCGCCCCCACCCCCAUCUCACUGCUCCCCCCCCCCCCCCACCCAUGGGUGCUGGGCUCCCGCAUCCCCGGCGUUGCUGUGGCAACCGCAGCCCACGGGGUGGGGGGGGGGGUGGGGGGGUGGGCAGCCGGACGCCUGGGUCCUCUCCCGGAUGCCUGGGUCCUCUGCCAGACGCCUGGGUCCUCUGCUGGACGCCUGGGUCCUCACCCGGACGCCUGGGUCCCCUCCCGGAUGCCAGGGUCCUCUCCAGGGUGAUGGGGUUCCCCUCCUAAAUGCCUGGUCCCCUCCCGAACGCCUGGGUCCCCCCCCAGGCCUCCCACGGUGGAGGAUGCACAAGGCCCCGGACGCCUGGGUCCCCUCCCGAACGCCUGGGUCCACCCGAAUGCCUGGGUCCCCAGCUUGAGGUCUAGGGGAGGCAGGGGGCGCUGCCGCCACAUGCACGUGACCGCUGCGGUGCUGGCGCUGGUGACGGUGACGUCGGUGCCGCUGCUGCAGGCGCUGGGCCGGCGGCUGCUGAGCAUGGCCGCCCCUCCCCCCGCUGACCCCGCUGACCUCGCGGCCGCUUUUGUCACCUGCCCCAACGAGACCGUGGCCAAAGAGCUGGCGCGGGCGAUGGUGGAGAAACGUUUGGCCGCGUGUGUCAACAUCCUGCCCCACGUCACCUCCAUUGUCCCCACAAUGUCCCCGGGGUGUCCCCAACGUCCCCACGGUGUCCCCAAUGUCCCCCAGAUGAUCAAGACCCGCAGCUCCCGGGGUCCCGGCGCUGGCGGCGUUUGUGCGGGCCGCCGCUGUGGGGACAAGUGACACCAGGGACCUGGU